AUGGGUUUUCGUGCACCUAUGAAUGGUUUAGCCAAGAACUCAAAAUCUUCAGCUUUUGCAUCAUUUGAUUCUGUAUCUGUCAUGCAUAUAGUAAACAAAGCAAAAGAUAAGAUAGUACCCGAUCCACAGUUCCAUAAGAGCAUUACAGAUCAAGGAAUUCGACAUUAUCAAGAAAAGCUAUCUCCACUAUUUCAAAAUUCUUAUCAUGGUGUAAGCUCAAACACCAAUGAGCAAGAUUCUCCCUAUAUGAAAUCACCGGUGACAUUGCAGCAUGCGUUGAAUGUACGUUUGGAAAGUAUACUCAAUUUAAAUGUUCGACCGGGGGAGCCAUACUUUGUAUUAUGGUUCUUAAUUUCUAGUUAUUUUCCAUUGAUUGCCGCAUGUCUAGGGCCCUUGGCAAACAUGAUAUCGAUCGUCGCCUUAGUUGAGCAUUGGAAAUUAGAUAUUAUUACGAACAAAAAAGUCCCUGACAUACCAAAGGUAGUUGUAAUGAAUGCAAUUUCAUUAGCGUUGGGCUUGAUCGGCAAUGUUUCGUUGUUGAUGAACUUUUCGCGAUCAGUCAAGUAUUUGGUCAGUCAAUCGGUUUCUAUAAUUGCAUGGCUUUGCGCCAGUGCCUUGCUUGCAGCAGCACUUUUGGUGACAAAUAGAGAAUUUGGUGGCGAGAAUCCAAAGUAUGUUCCCUCAGAAGGUUUUUAUUUUGCGGCAUUCACAUCUGGUAAUUAUUUUGUAUGUAUGCUUAUUUUGGUAAUCAAUUUCAUGGGAUUUAGUUUGAAGAAAUAUCCCCCCACAUUUAAUCUAGAUCAAAAGCAGAGAACAUUGAUGUUAUUCACGAUUUUGUUUUCUAGUUGGACAAUAAUAGGAGCUUUCACUAUGGGAUCUUUGAUAGAUGAUAUAAGUUAUGGUUCAGCAUUGUAUUACUGCAUUGUUUCUUUUUUAACUAUUGGGUUGGGUGAUAUUUUACCUAAAACUUCCGGUGCCAAGGUUGCUGUCUUGGUGUUCUCUUUAGGGGGCGUGUUGAUAAUGGGGUUGAUUGUUGCUACUCUUCGUCUGGUUAUACUAUCUUCUGCAGCUCCAGCUAUCUUUUGGAACGAUGUGGAAAAGGCCAGAACAGCCCUAUUGGCCCAAUUGGAAAGAGAAAACAGAGAGCUAACACUGGAAGAAAGUUUCCAUGAAAUGAGGGUACUAAGACGUAAAGUGAAAUCCAGACACAAGAAGGUAUCGUUAGUAUUGACUAUUACAGUAUUCAUGAUAUUUUGGCUUAUUGGGGCGCUAAUAUUUCAAAGAAUUGAGAAAUGGUCGUAUUUCAACGCCAUGUAUUUCUGCUUUUUGUGUUUGAUCACCAUUGGCUAUGGUGAUUAUGCACCCAAGACCAGUCUCGGACGUGUCUUUUUUGUUUCAUGGGCUGUAGGGGCCGUCCCUUUGAUGACCAUCUUAGUCUCAAAUGUUGGUGAUGCAUUAUAUGACAUUUUCAACGACAUAAGUGCCUGGUUUUCUACCUGGAUGUUUUCCACAAAAGAAGAAUACACAGAUUUGAAAAGGAGGAAAAAGAGGUUGCAGGAGGAUCAAGAGGACCAGCUUACAGUAAACUCUGAGGCAGUUCGCAGUAGCGAGCUUGAUGAAGAUUUGGAUCUUGCAAAAAUGGAACGUGAAGCCAGCCUUGAAGCAAGUGAUGGUGACUCCAAUGGUAAUAUUAGGACCGUUAGCAAUAACGAGGAAGAUAUUCUGAAUGAGGAUAAUGAUACUUGCAUUACAAACGCAAGUGGCUCCAAUAUGCAACAAGACAAAGAGAAUAAUUCUUGUUCGGAAAGGUCUGUUUCUAAAUCAGGAAAACAAGAUUUCAACAUUGAAAGAAUACGGCAAAAGAUUGCUUCUAAGAAACAAGUACAUGAAAUGCUAAUAGAUUAUUUGGAAAAAAUGAAACCUUUGAUUGGGGACAGUAUUGAAUCACCAAACAGAAAGUAUAGCUAUAAGCAAUGGAAAGGAGCAUAUGAUGGGUUCUGGUUGAGUGAAUCGUCGCCUUUGAGAUUGCCUUUAAAAGAGCCCAAUUAUUUAAUUUUGAAAAUUUAUUUUGAAAUUGAAAUGAUGUUGCGAGGUUUGGUCGACAAGGAGAUAGAAGACUUAAAAGCGAUGACUAUACAGGAUGUGCCUAAUGGAUCUUCUCCAAGUGCUUCAACUGAUAGAAAUAUUGCAAGAACAAUAAAGUUUGACGACGAUAAAUGA
Candida dubliniensis CD36 is the source of this 2220-nucleotide messenger RNA. RefSeq names its product Tok1p (gene TOK1). Gene Ontology annotation, molecular function: potassium ion leak channel activity. NCBI's taxonomy places the organism in Eukaryota, Fungi, Ascomycota, Pichiomycetes, Serinales, Debaryomycetaceae. The record is from RefSeq and is a predicted model, not a curated record. Gene Ontology annotation, biological process: potassium ion transmembrane transport; stabilization of membrane potential. The transcript has a single exon. Gene Ontology annotation, cellular component: membrane. Bases 1 to 2220 code for a protein of 739 amino acids.